Rosa chinensis is the source of this 1122-nucleotide messenger RNA. Its product is annotated as F-box/LRR-repeat protein 4. The coding region runs from base 1 to 1122 and encodes 373 amino acids. Gene Ontology annotation, cellular component: SCF ubiquitin ligase complex. The transcript has a single exon. Gene Ontology annotation, molecular function: protein binding. Lineage: Eukaryota; Viridiplantae; Streptophyta; Magnoliopsida; Rosales; Rosaceae. Gene Ontology annotation, biological process: SCF-dependent proteasomal ubiquitin-dependent protein catabolic process. The record is from RefSeq and is a predicted model, not a curated record.
AUGGUUAUACGUGCCAAAAAGAAAUCAGGGAGCAUUAGUUCCAUGCUGAACGACGAUUUGCUUUUCCUAAUCCUUAACAAAAUCAAGAACAAACGAGAUAGAAUUGCGUACAAACGAGAUAGAGAAUCGUUCUCGCUGGUCUGCAAGCAGUGGUUAAGAGUGGAACGUCUGAACCGAACAUCACUUUGGGUUCGCCAAUCCGUACCCCCGGGUCUAAUGACUAGAUUCCCAAACUUAGUUUAUUUCAGAACACGUGAGCUUACCACGCGAAAGAAAAAGAGAAAUAAAAGAGCAUGGAAGUAUCAGCAGACCGAUACCCACCUCGAGGUCAUAGCCAAAACCUGUCACGAACUCGAGACCUUCAUGGUAAGCUGUGAGAAGCAUGAUCUACAAAAUGAUGGUCAUUUGGGGCCAAAAGGUCUACAAGCAUUGGGAAAUGGGUGUCCCAAAUUAUCCAGACUUAUGUUUUGUGGGAGCAAGGUGGUAGGGAAUGCUGGAGUUGAUGCGCUUUUUCACUCGGCACAUAACUUGAAGUCUUUGUAUCUGAGUUUUAAUGAUCUAAUAUCUGACCCAGCACUUAGAGCAAUUGGAUCAUCUUCCAUUAGCGCCUUGGAAUUGGUAUUUUGUGAUAAAAUUACUGAUGUAGGAUUAGGGUUUUUGGCAAAUGGUUCUACCUCAAAAACCAUCAAGAAAUUGGUCCUUGUGGGGUGCCCUCUUAUCACUGAUAUUGGAGGUGUGGCAAUUUCUGCAAUUCAAACCCUCAAGGUAUUGAGAUUGAAUGAUGUGGACGUGUCAGACCAUACCAUGGUCGCUCUUGCCAAGAAUUGCAGCAAAAUAGAAAUACUUGAUUUAGAGUAUUGUGAAAGGGUAACCGGAGCUGGCAUUCGUGCAUUUUCAAGUCAUAAGUGCUUGAAGCUCCUUGCAUUGUUUGGUUUAAGCGGCUUGUAUCAAUCUGAUAUGGAAUGCAUAGCGCUUGGAUGCCCGUCAUUGGAGUCUGUUGUUACAGACAACUUGUUAACUAGGGGUUUUGAAUUGAUGCAAGAGAACACUAGAAGAGUGGUUAAAUUCAAAAGCUCCUAUAAUCUUCCUCUUCCCCGUUUCAGCACCACCUCGUGGUAUUGA